CGGAUGAACGUGUGAACGUAAACAGGUAUGUGUAGGGAAAGUCUAGCAUUUCAGGAGGACCUACCAAAUAGGCUAAUGAAUGCCGGUGGCUACCGAUGGAUAGGCCUAAGUUACGGAUAGUAGUGUAAUGGGUUUGAGACCCUCUUAGCCAACUGUCGAACCUCUUGGUUCGCGAGUCAGACAGUUGUACAGAAAAGCGUUUUAUGUACUUCGAAAUCAGGUAGCCUAUGUAGGCAAAGAGUAAAAACAUGAAGGCAUUCGCUAUUGCAAUCUUUUUACUUUUAUUAAUGCAUUGGACAGUUUCAGUCAAAGGCGCGGGUGAAACUCUUGGAAAUCUGGGAGAGAGUACUCUACUUCCGUGUUACAGCCUCGGGAAUAAUACACCCGCAUCCUACACACAAUGGUCGAAGGAUGGACAGCUUCUCCUGACCCGUAAUCAUACGAAAGUUUUGAACCAAGCUGCCCAGCGUCUUUCCAUAUUGGACAAUGGCUCUCUGGAGAUUCGGUCAACUUCCCUGUCUGAUCAGGGCAUGUACGUCUGCGAUUCGCAGUCUGGGGGCAACCACACUCAAUCAAGUGUUGCAUUGCACGUAGUCAGUGGACCCCUAAACGUGACCGCAGUCGUCAGACCAGUAUCUCUGCAGCUGCCCAAUGGGACGCAGGUCGUGUACAGAGGCUCCAACGUGUCCAUGAACUGCUCCAGCCAGUCCUUCCCCGCACAGAACCUGUCCUGGAGCUUCCAUGGGGCCUCCCUGGUCCAGGGCAGUGGGGCAUGGCUGGACUUGAAACUGGACGACAUCCAGCCUAGCGCCCAGGGAGAGUACACUUGCACUGCCCAGAACACGCUCUCCCAGAAGGCGGUCAGCUGGAGCACACUGCUACUUGUAUACUACGCGCCAGAGAGACACCCAGAGUGUCAGUGGAGUUUGGAAGAGGUCCCCUCCCAAGUCCUGUUCAACUGCAGCUGGUUCGGGGCCUACCCCACCCCCACGCUGCUCUGGGGGGACAGCCAGGACGAGGGCGGGGGGGUGGUGGAGGGAGACCUGCUGGUGUCUCAAGAGGCCGACAGUCUGGUCCUGAGGAGGAACAGGUCGCAGCUCCACGAGGGGCUGAAGCUGAAGUGUAACGCCCACCACCGAACUCUGCCUGCGCGGGGGGAGAAGGCCUGCUCCUUCACCCUCAGGUCUCCUUACCCUAAAGGAGACCCCCUGGCCGUGGGCGUGAAAGGCACCAACGUGACGCUCACCUGCUCAGAGGACAGUUCCCUCCCUCCAGCCAGAACCACCUGGAAGAGGACAGCCGAGCAGCUGGACGUGGUCCCAGGUCCUAAGUACCAGGUGACCCAGCAGGGCCCCGUGUUCAGCCUCACCAUAGUGAACCUCACCCAGCAGGACGAGGGCCUGUACUUCUGCAGGAGCGAGAACCCACUCAUGGUCCGUGAGAUGGAGGUAUACCUCACCGUCAAGACGACCUCGGUGUCCACAGGAGUCGUUAUGGGGACUUUCCUGGCCAUUCUCAUCGUAGGGCUGGGCGUUGUCGUCGCCAAAUCUAUGUACUCCAGCCGUGACAGAAUCUGCCUGGCUCAUGGAUUUGGGAGGAUGGAGGAGGAGAGGGGAGACGUGCUAAGCCUGGUGGAAUCGGACGAGGAGGAGAUUUUCCAAGACACGGUGCCCAGACUCCCCCCGUUAGAGAACGGACAGAACACCACACUAGUCGAGAUACACCGCAUUCCCUCCAGUGACCAUGACGACACAGAAACUGUUGGUGACUAUGACGAUCAAGAUUCAGGGAGGCAAUCCAACACGAACAUACAAGAGGACAAUGUGGACCUUGUAACAUUUUAAGUGUUGGAUGUUUUUAGACAAAUAAGUUAUCUUUUUAAAAGCAUAUCAAACGUCCUUCAGAAACUGUGAAGAGAGUGUAAUAAUAUGUUUGUAUUUGACUGCAAAACUUCAUGUUAUCAGAUGUAAUUUUCAGGUGUGUGUGUUAUAUUGG
Osmerus eperlanus (European smelt) is the source of this 1995-nucleotide messenger RNA. RefSeq names its product V-set and immunoglobulin domain containing 10 (gene vsig10). NCBI's taxonomy places the organism in Eukaryota, Metazoa, Chordata, Actinopteri, Osmeriformes, Osmeridae. Gene Ontology annotation, cellular component: neuron projection. The transcript is spliced from 9 exons. The coding region runs from base 249 to 1844 and encodes 531 amino acids. The record is from RefSeq and is a predicted model, not a curated record.